CAAAACGACCCUCAAAAUAAUUAUCAAAAUGCUAUUAAACAACAGCAAAACGACCCUCAAAAUAAUUAUCCAAAUGCUAUUAAACAACAGCAAAACGUUCCUCAAAAAAAUGCUAUUAAACAACAGCAAAACGUUCCCCAAAAUCAUUAUCAAAAUGCUAUCAAACAACAGCAAGAAUUUUUAAUAAUGCAACAAUAUCAAGAUUUAAUAAUGCAACAGCAUCAUGAAGUAUGCAAAACAAUAAGUAACAUGGGGAAAUCUAUUUCAGACUUAUGCGAUUAA
Cetraspora pellucida is the source of this 282-nucleotide messenger RNA. Lineage: Eukaryota; Fungi; Glomeromycota; Glomeromycetes; Diversisporales; Gigasporaceae. The record is from the annotation of a GenBank genome assembly.